This is a messenger RNA of Cuscuta campestris, 1470 nucleotides long. NCBI's taxonomy places the organism in Eukaryota, Viridiplantae, Streptophyta, Magnoliopsida, Solanales, Convolvulaceae. The record is from the annotation of a GenBank genome assembly.
CUCAGAGUGGGACCCAUCUCCCCUUGCCUUCUCUUCCGCCAUGUCUUUUCUUCCCCGCCACGAACAUCCUUCCAUCACCAGGAAUCCAAAUCCCUCGCAGUGCCAAACACCCUCUAAUCCCAACUCCAAUUGGGGGUCUUCGGCGUACCCUUGCCUCUGUAAAAACAGAUGGCCGACUGACAGUUAGACCCUUGAUGUAACUACUGCCCAAAGUUUCAUGGAAAGUUUUUCAAAAUGGGAGACCGCAAACGAGCUCUAGUGAGCAGAUUGAUGCAGUAUGCUUUGGUACAUCAAGUAUUGGGAAUCACAUACAAUGAGAUAUGCAUUAAUCGCACCAUUGAGGGAAAACCAUAUCUGGAAUACGGAAGUGCAGUCCUAGACUUUCCAAACUUUAACUUCAAUGUCUCUCAUCAAGGUGACUAUGUGGCAAUAGCUUCUGAACCAAUAUGCAUUGUUGGCCUGGAUAUCAUUGACUAUUUCACCCCGGAGAAAGAAUCUGCUAGAAAAUUUAUUCAAAGCUUCUCACCCUACUUCUCGGGAUUAGAAUGGAAUGAAAUUUUAAAUGCUGGCUCUGAUAAUCAAAUGUUACUAGAGCUUUACAGAUACUGGAGUUUGAAGGAAGCAUUCAUCAAAGCCACAGGGGAAGGUGUUGGGUGCAGAUUGGACAACAUUGAGUUUCAACACACUUGUUGGGAAAACAUACUUGUUAGAGUCAAUGGCGAAAUAUUGAAAGAUUGGAGAUUUUGUCUAUUUGAAUUGGGAAAAAAUCACUUGGCAGCGAUUGCGAGGGGUCAUCCAGUGGCUGCUACCACAAAUUACAAGAAAACAUUGAAGCGGACGAUGUUUGAUGAGAACGAAUACAGGCAGGGUCUUCAUCUCCCGAAUGCUGCUGGAUUUGUGUUGCGUGAGGUAGACGAGCUUUUCCCCAACCGAUCCUCUUCACCAUCUCAGUUUCUCUCUUCUCCUUUGUAUAAAAUGCAUAUGAAAAAUGCCAGUGGGGGUUGAGGCAGUUAGGAAAGGUAAGGAGCGCCAAGGCAGUGUUGGGAGGCAACUAUGAUAAGCAUAUAACCUCUCCAAGAUUCAGAUACAGACUUAGGGGCUGUUUGGCAACUUCUGAAUCGGUAAGUGCUGAACCAGUAAGAGCUCUGAACUAUUAAGUGCUGAACCAGUAAGAGGUCUGAACCAUUAAGAGCUAGUAUAUUGCUUAACUAUUCAGAGGCAAAUGUCUGAUCAAUUCAGAUAAGAGGUCUUAACCAUUCAGACUCUGUAUAAUACUUAACUAUUCAGAGGCAAAUCUCUUAACCAUUCAGACAUCUGAACCAUUAAGAGGCUGAAACAAACAGUCUGAACCAUUAAGAGGCUGAAACAAACAGCCCCUUAUUCUUUGACAUUACUUCUUCUCAGUGACCGUUUGAUCGGGGACUCCGGGCAUGCGAGAGCCUCUGAGUAUAAAAAAUGCCCCACAAAUUU